This is a messenger RNA of Contarinia nasturtii (swede midge), 1469 nucleotides long. RefSeq names its product putative mediator of RNA polymerase II transcription subunit 26. The coding region runs from base 150 to 1292 and encodes 380 amino acids. The transcript has 2 exons. Lineage: Eukaryota; Metazoa; Arthropoda; Insecta; Diptera; Cecidomyiidae. The record is from RefSeq and is a predicted model, not a curated record.
UUACAAUUUUAAUUUCAAGGAGCAUCGUAUUAUUUUUCGGUUUAUUUUUUGGUUUCAGUUUAAUUAUUUUUCAAUUUGCAUCGUGAGUGUACACCGUACAGGUUUCAGUCAAUUUGGUUUCGUGAAUAAGCGCAUAGAGAUAUGACAUUAUGAGUAUUCCAAAAUUAAUAAUUUUCUGUACGUUCGUGUUAAUUAUAUUAACAUGCAGCAUUGAUAUUGAAGCUAGACGGUUGGGUUUUUCUCAUAAGAUGACCUCAAAAGAACCCCGACUCUAUUUACAAACACUACACUUCAGACAACCAAGUUCUCUAUGGGUACACAAUCAGCAACAACAACCUCAACGACUGCGCGAUCAACAACAACCUCCACUACAAAGCGAUCAACAACAAUACAACGAUCCACGACAUUCUCCGCGGCGAGCAGAUCAACAACAGCACCCCGAUCAACAACAAUAUAACGACCCACGAAAUUCUCCGCAGCGUGCAGAUCAACAACAACCUCAACAACUAAGUGAAAAACAACAACACGAUCGACAACAAUACAACGAUCCGCGGCGUGCAGAUCAACGACAAUACCCCGAUCAACAACAAUAUAACGACCCACGAAAUUCUCCGCAGCGUACAGAUCAACAGCCAUAUAACGACCCACGAAAUUCUCUGCGGCGUGCAGAUCAACAACAACACGAUCGAAAACAAUACAACGAUCCACGAAAUUCUCCGCGGCGUACAGAUCAACAACAACACACCGAUGAACAACAACCUCAACAACAACACGAUCGACAACAAUACUACGAUCCACGAAGUUCUCCGCAGACACAUGAUCAAGAAAAAUACCUCUAUCGAAUACUCGAUCAACAAUAUUACCUACGACCAUCAAAUCAAAUACCAUCACCUGAUCAAAUUCGCUUAAUACUAAUGUCGACCGCUCAAAAACAAUACCCCGAUGAACAACAACCUCAACGACUACACGAUCCACAACAAUACCCCGAUCAACAACAACUUCAACAACAACACGAUCGACAACAACCUCAACAACUACGCGAACGACAACAAUACAAUGAUCCACGAAAUUCUCCGCGGCGUGCAGAUCAACAACAACACACCGAUCAACAACAAUACCCCGAUGAACAACAACUUCAACAACAAUACAACGAUCCACGAAAUUCUCCGCGGCGUGCAGAUCAACAACAAUACCCCAAUGAACAACAACCUCAACAACAGCACGAUCAACAACAAUACAAGGACCUACGAAAUUCUCAAGAAAAAUACCGUCACCCGAUCAAAUUCGCUUAAUACUAAUGCCGACAGCUCAAAAACCUACUCCUCAAAGUAGGACUCGAUACUGGUCAUUUUGAUGGAUCAUUUUAUACUCAAAUAAAAUAUGCAUAGUAAACACUUAGUAAUCGAUAUAAAAUGUUUUUGUUUAAUUUUCAAAUAAAUACAAUAUUAUCUGAUUGAUUUUUCUCUUAA